AUGACACCCUCGAACCCUAUGGACUUCGUUACAAAGGUCAUUGGACAUGCUCGCAAUGAAGUUAUCGGAAUCCUGAACCCAAAUCGGCGUCACGACGACCCAGAGGAGCAGGCGCAGGAUGCGUUGAGGGCUGAGAUUCGUGCUGGACAUCGGUUCACCAGUUUCGCUGCCGAGAGGUCUGGUAACACCGCGAAAUGGCAUGUCGAUGGGCAUGACUAUAUGUGGGCGGUCUCUGAGCUGAUCGAUAAGGCGGAAGAGUUUAUUUUUAUCAUGGAUUGGUGGCUUACUCCCGAGUUGUAUCUUCGUCGCCCUCCUGCGUAUUACCCGGAAUGGCGUCUCGACUACCUUCUGAAGAGAAAGGCUGAGCAAGGAGUCAAGAUCCAUGUAAUUGUGUACAAAGAGGUUACUCAAACGAUGUCCAUGAGCUCUAAGCAUACUAAAAACAAGCUGGAGAACCUCCACCCGAAUAUCACUUGCAUGCGCCAUCCCGACCACAUCGGCGCGAAAGACAGCGUCCAGUUCUGGUCUCACCACGAGAAGGUUGUCGUCGUCGAUAACCACUAUGCCGCAGUUGGCGGUCUUGACCUCUGCUUCGGACGCUGGGAUACCCACACCCAUCCUCUUGCCGAUGUUCAUCCCACCGACUUCUCGAAGACGCUGUUCCCUGGCCAAGACUACAACAACGCUCGCAUUAUGGACUUCAAGGAGGUCUAUGACUAUGUUAGCAACACGCUCUCCAUACAAGAUAACGCCAGGAUGCCUUGGCACGACGUGCACAUGACACUGCAAGGAGAUGCCGUCUUGGAUAUCUCCCAGCAUUUCGUCGAACGCUGGAACGAGAUCAAGAAACGGAAGUACCGCGAGAAGGAGAACAUUGCCUGGUUGGCCCUCCCUCAUGAGCCAGAACAUGCGCCUAACGAGGCUGCUGCUCGCCAUCCUCAUCUCCAGCAUUGGCGUGAGAUUGGCCACAAGUACACCCAACGCUGGCACGGUCCCUCUAGACCUGAAGAUGCAGAUGGGGAUGAUCGUAAUCGAGGGCAAGGGCGCGGUCGCAGGGGACAGUGCAGGGUUCAGGUCAUUAGGAGCGUCUCGGAUUGGUCUCACGGAGUCUUGACUGAGCACAGUAUUCAGGAUGCUUACAUCCAGUUAAUCAAAGAAGCUGAACAUUACAUCUAUAUUGAAAAUCAGUUCUUCAUCUCUAACACCAAGACCGGAUGCUCCGUUACGAAUCAGAUUGGCGCUGCCCUCGUCGAACGUAUUGUCCGUGCCGCUAUUGAGGGCAAGAAAUUUAAGGUCGUCGUUGUCAUUCCUGAGGUUCCUGGAUUUGCCGGUGAUAUCAAAUCUGAGAGCGCGAUAAAGACUAUAAUGGCUGCUCAAUAUCGUAGUAUCAAUCGCGGUGGCAGCAGCAUCUAUGAAGCAAUUCGCAAAGCCGGAUAUGAGCCGAUGGACUACAUUCGUUUCUACCACCUCCGAUCUUACGACAGGAUUAAUGCUCCAAAGGGCUUCAUCCAGCAGAUGGAGCGUAACUCAGGUGUCACCUUCCACGAAGCACAAGUUGCCCUUUCCCGUCAAUGGGUUGCUGGCGACCAGCUUACAACCCAGAAAGAGAUCAUCCUCAGCAUCCCACAAGAGGAGGGCCUGGUACCAGCCGAUAAACCUCCGGUCACUGAGAAGGUUCCUAUUCCUGUGGAUGAUAACGCCGCCAGGGAGGUCGUAGCGAGGUUCGAGCGCGGUGCUCAAGGCCUUCGCUCAGACGACCAAGUCUCCGACACCGUUUCCCAGCAUAUGUUGGACGAUAGGACCUCACUAUUCGAUGAAACUUGGCUUGGUACAGAGGAAGAGGAGCUCAACGCCUAUGUUUCUGAGCUCUUAUACAUCCAUUCGAAGCUGAUGAUCGUCGACGACCGUCGUGUUAUCAUGGGGUCCGCCAACAUCAACGACCGUAGUCAGAAGGGUGACGGAGACUCAGAAAUUGCCCUGGUGGUUGAAGACGACGACAUGAUCGAAUCCACGAUGGACGGCCAGUACUACCCAGUUGCUCGUUUUGCCGCCACUCUUCGUCGACAACUUUACAAGGAGCAUUUGGGCAUGAUCCCCCCUCAAAAUUGCGACACCCGCGAUCAUGAGGUGACCCCGUUCAUGCGCCCAGCGCCAUACCCCAGCAACGAUGAGACCCACAGCGAUGAAGAUCGCCUUGUAGCCGAUCCUAUCAGCGACGAGACCGACAAUCUCUGGAAGGAGGCAGCUAGAAAGAAUCGCGAAAUCUUCUCAGAACUCUUCCGACCUAUCCCAACCAAUCUCGUUCGUAGCUGGGAUGCGUAUGAGAACUAUCGUCCUAAAGUCAAGACGGGCCACGUAGCUCCCGGCAUUACCCUCGAGCGCCUGAAGACGCGUCUCAACCAGGUCAAAGGAGCAUUGGUCGAGUGUCCCCUGGACUUCCUCAUUGAUGAUAAAGAUUUUGUCACUGGGCCAGAAUGGACCGUUCUUAACCCUACACUUCCGAUUUACAUCUAA
Cyclocybe aegerita is the source of this 2514-nucleotide messenger RNA. The record is from the annotation of a GenBank genome assembly. Lineage: Eukaryota; Fungi; Basidiomycota; Agaricomycetes; Agaricales; Hemipholiotaceae.